UCGGACUUUCAACUGCGACGUACGUGGCCAAAUAAUUGAAGAAUCAGAGCGCAACCGGUUCUUUUCCUUUCUCCCGGCGAGCAUUGGAACUCGUUUUAGUCCCAUUUGGACUAAAAUAACUUCGCAACUUGAACGUGUCUUGUCUGCGCGCGGACUUGCGUAGUAGUUUAGAAAAAAAAGAAAUUGUCAUUGACAAAUUCAAAUUUCAGAAAGUCUUUUUGGCUCUCGCUGUCAGUUUUUGUAGCGAUUUUCGAAAUUUUAUGUGUAUUUUUUAACAAUAAAUCGUGUUGUGUGAAAUUCUGGAGUAAUAUAAAUAGGUAAUAAAACAUGGCAUGUACAAAGUGUUUGCGUGCCGACGGCAAGCCGGUUAAAAUGCGAAAAGAAAAAGACACUAUGGGCGAACUAGACGUCCCAGAUGACAAGCUGUAUGGAGCCCAGACAGUCAGAUCCAUCAUGAAUUUCCCCAUCGGCGGCAUUGAAGAACGUAUGCCGUACCCCGUUAUCGUGGCUUUUGGUAUCCUGAAGAAGGCCGCCGCCAAAGUGAACAUCGAGUUCGGUCUUGAUAAAAAAAUCGCGGAUGCCAUAAUGCAAGCCUGUGACGACGUGAUCUCUGGAAAGCUGUACAAGGAGGGGCACUUCCCCCUCGUCAUCUGGCAGACCGGAUCUGGCACACAGUCCAACAUGAACACCAAUGAGGUGAUCUCCAACCGCGCCAUCCAGAUCCUCGGCGGCCAGCUCGGCUCCAAGAACCCCGUGCACCCCAACGACCACGUCAACAAGUCGCAGAGCUCCAACGACACCUACCCCACGGCCAUGCACAUAGCCGUGGCCAUGGAGCUGCGGGACAGGCUCAUGCCGGGCCUGGUCGCGCUGAGGGACACCAUGGCCGCCAAGUCUAAGGAGUUCAGCAAGAUCAUAAAGAUUGGCAGAACCCACUUAAUGGACGCCGUGCCUCUAACGCUGGGGCAGGAGUUCAGCGCGUACGAGGCGCAGCUCACGUACGGCAUCGAGCGCGUGUGCGCCACGCUCCCCCGCCUGCACUACCUGGCGCUCGGCGGCACGGCCGUCGGCACGGGGCUCAACACGCGCAUAGGCUUCGCCGAGAAAUGUGCCGCGGAGAUCGCUUCACUCACUGGCAUCCCCUUCGAGACGGCCCCGAACAAGUUCGAGGCGCUGGCGUCGCACGACGCCAUGGUGGAGGUGCACGGCGCGCUCAACACCGUCGCCUGCUCGCUCAUGAAGAUCGGCAACGACGUGCGCCUGCUGGCCUCCGGGCCGCGCUGCGGGCUCGGCGAGCUCAUGUUGCCGGAGAAUGAGCCUGGCUCUUCCAUCAUGCCUGGCAAAGUGAACCCGACGCAGUGCGAGGCGCUGACCAUGCUGGCGGCGCAGGUGAUGGGCAACCACGUGGCGUGCACUGUGGGCGGCGCCACCGGACACUUCGAGCUCAACGUGUUCAAGCCCAUGAUCGUGGCCAACGUGCUGCGCUCCAUCCGGCUGCUCGGUGACGGCUGCCAGGCCUUCAACAACGGCUGCGCCAAGGGCAUCAAGGCCAACGAGGCCAAGAUCAACCAGAUCAUGCACGAGUCGCUCAUGCUGGUCACCGCGCUCAACCCUCACAUCGGAUACGAUAAGGCGGCCCAAAUCGCCAAGACCGCGCAUAAAGAAGGAGGCACCCUCAAAGGAACCGCCAUCAAGCUGGGCAUCCUCACCGAGGAGCAGUUCGACAAGUGGGUCCGGCCCGAGGACAUGCUCGGACCCAAGUAGACAACUCAUCAUGAGAACGAGAUCCACGGAGGCUGCUGAGAUACUGGAGAGAACGUUCGAGUCAUGUGCCACUGAUGACUUAUAACUAAUAGCAAAGAGAAUUUUAAAUAGAGGUGGAUUGUCAAAGUAAACUUUGUAGCCACAGUAAAUUUACUGUCAUCUUUCGAUACAUAUUUAAAACUUUUAGAACGCCAUUUGAAUUUGAUCCUUAUUCUUUCACUGAUAUGUUAAAAUUGUUAAAUAUCAAAAAAAUUAAAUUAUAUAAAAAUAAAAUAUAUAUAUAAAGUGGCGCCAUCUAAUAGAUCAUGGGCCAAAGGAAUGGCGGCAUCGUUUCGAGCGAUGGCGCCAUAACCUUUGAGGUGUACCCGGUAUGAUGGCGCCACUUUUAAUAUUUAACAUAUUUAACACAUAUUAGUAAAAGAAUAAGGAUCUGUGCUUUUUGUUUCUUAUUUGACUGUACGUGAUUCAUUAAUAAAUAACUUGAUUAAAUCUAAAAAAAAUAAGGAUCAAAGUCAAAUGGCGUUCUAAAAGUUUUAAUCAUGUGUCGAAAGAUGGCAGUAAAUUUACUGUGGCUACAAAGUUUUCUUUUACAAUCCACCUCUAUUUCAAAUUCUCUUUGCUAAUAAGGAGGCAACACUGCGUAGGGGGCGCUACUAGCACAAACUGUAAACAAACCUUGAUGCAUCAAUGUCAUAUUUAUUCAUAACAAAUAAACUGUGUAAACUUAUCCAAAAAAACUGUAGUCGUGUAGUUGAGCUGUCAAAACUACAUCCACAUUUUGAAACUGCGUAACAAAGUAAGUAAUAGUACUACUGUACAGAAAAUAAACUUCCUACAAAACCGCAGUUUAAUAGCGAUUCAUGGACAAAUCAUGUUGUCCCUUUCUAUUGUAUAGCACUAUCCCUUUUGGCUAUUUAGGGUUGUCAAAAUUCAAGUCAUUUUAUCUGUGGUUGCGCACGCAAAAGGACGUCAAGUUCUGCCAACCCUAAUAAGCAAUACUGAGCCGAUCGAAGCUGAAAAUGGCGAAAGAAAGAAUCAGGGGGCCUACCGCGAAAAUCGAAAUUCGCUAAUUGCGGGGAUACUUCUCUUUUACUCUCAGUAAGAUGUAAUUAGAGUGACAGAGAAUAGUGCCCGCAAUUGACGAACUUCGAUUUUCGCGGUUAUAGCGCAGUUUCGCCCCACUGACUGCGUCGUAAAUAAAGACAUUCUCGAACAAUUACUUGCUAUUGAGUCUGAUGACUUUAGACGUCUAAUGAUAUCAUAGGCACAUUUUAAUUAACUGGAUACGAGCUAAGAGAAUUUGAAAUACAGGUGGAUUGUUAAAGAAAACUUUGUAGCCACAGUAAAUUUACUGCAAUCUUUCGACACAUGAUUAAAACUUUUAAAACGCCAUUUGACUUUGAUCCUUAUAUAUAUUUCGACGACCAGUUUGGCCUAGUGGGUUGUGACCCUGCCUACCAAGCUGAUGGUCCCGGGUUCAAAUCAUGGUAAGGGCACUUAUUCGUGUGAUGAGCAUGGAUAUUUCUUCCUGAGUCAUGGGUAUUUUCUAUGUAUUUAAGUAUUUAUAAAUAUUUACUUAUAUAUCCUUGUCUAAGUACCCUCAACACAAGCCUUAUUGAGCUUACUGUGGACUUGGUCAAUUUGUGUAAUAAUGUCCUAUAAUAUUUAUUAUUUAUUUAUAUAUAUAUAUAAAAGCUAUCAAAGGUAUGGCAGCAUCGUUUCGACCGAUGGCGCCACAGCUUUUGGCCUAUGCCCGGUAAGAUGGCGCCACUUUUUGAUAUUUAGCAAUUUAACACAUAUUAGUGAAAGAUUAAGGAUCAAAGUCAAAACGCGCUCUAAAAGUUUUAAUCAUGUGUUGAAAGAUGACAGUAAUUUUAGUGUGGCUAAGUUUUCUUUGACAAUCCACCUCUAUUUCAAAUUUUCUUCGGCAAUGAAUACAGUAAAUAGAAAGAGACUGUAAUACUUUGAUAAUCUCAAGGACUAGUUACACUAUUCCAGUAUUUUCGUUUUGUAAACAUCUUAUUAUAAAAUGUAAAUUAGGUAAUUUAUUAUCAUGAAUUUUAUGUAAAGAACUGUCAGGAUUGCUAAUUGUGGCAAAAAUAAAUAAAUGUGUUCGCAUUUAUAUUUAAUGUGAGUUAUUUCUCAGCUAUGAAUUAAAAUGAAAGUAGGAUUAAUCUACUUCAAUUUACUGGUUUGUUUUUUGGAGUAAAUAUUCGAAAAUAAUAACUACAACGACAAUUGUUCUGUAUUUGUACUUAAAUCAUUAUAUUGUACCUACAUUUCGAUUAUUUACAACUUAUUGUAUUGUACAUGUUGAUCCUCAUUUUGUUUUUUGUUUUUACUAUACAAAAAUAAAGAUAAUAAUUAUUUGUAAGCAAUAUAUUUGUAUAAGUUAC
This is a messenger RNA of Cydia pomonella (codling moth), 4160 nucleotides long. Its product is annotated as fumarate hydratase, mitochondrial-like. Gene Ontology annotation, molecular function: fumarate hydratase activity. The transcript is spliced from 10 exons. The record is from RefSeq and is a predicted model, not a curated record. Gene Ontology annotation, biological process: tricarboxylic acid cycle; malate metabolic process; fumarate metabolic process. Bases 328 to 1764 code for a protein of 478 amino acids. Gene Ontology annotation, cellular component: mitochondrion; tricarboxylic acid cycle heteromeric enzyme complex. NCBI's taxonomy places the organism in Eukaryota, Metazoa, Arthropoda, Insecta, Lepidoptera, Tortricidae.